AUGAAACUAUCAGAAUUUUACCGUCUUCUAUUUAUAUUUCUAAUUCUCUUCGCCGCUUUCGAAUUUCGAGAUCCACAAUGUGAACAACGCGAAGCUUAUAUGAAAAUGAAGUUUCCCAACACUUUGAUCAUUUUUGUUAAUUAUUUCUCGGACCCACAAGAUGCUAUAACUGUGAGUUUUAGGCGGGAGCUCCUAGAAAAUAGAAGAAACAAUGAUGAUAAAUUAUAGGAUUUCAAAAUUCAAUAUCUGUUGAAACAAGUCGUUUGCUCAAUUCCUCAAAAUCGUAUAAUUGAAUAUGGAACAAUUGAAAAAGAUAUGUUCACAAUGUUUACAAGUAUAUCUCAACUUAUAACUCGCUUACAAGUACCAGUUCCCGAAGUUCAAACUUGUGAAAAAGCAAUAUCGAAUCUAGCCAAACCAUUAUCCGAAUAUGACGCGCAUUUUGAUCGUGUUGAAAUCAUUUUUUUCGUUCCCGGUUUUGAUGCAACCGAACAAUGUGAUUAUGUCAAAGAAUUUCAAAAAUUGCCGACUUUUGCUAACUUCAAUUUGAUUAGAUUUGAUAAUUUCAAGAAAUUCUGGACGAAAACUAUGAAUUUUCCCGGGAUUAAGGAACUUGAUAUGAAUCAACCAGAAGCUAGUGAGGAACUCAAGGAAAAAGCGAUUAAUUUGUGAGUUUUCCAUUUCGCUGUGAGACCUGAAUUUUGAAUUUUUACAGUAUCAACGAUAUUCUUGGAAUCAAGCCGCCCGAAAAUCCAGAAGUAUGUGAAAACCCAAAUUUCACAUUAUAUUCUGUAAUAUCUGCUAUAAUUUCAAUGGUUUUUGGAUUCCUCAUCACUUUUUUGCUGAUCUUCACUUUGGGAUAUUUCCGAAAGAAAAAGACUCAAGAGCUCAUGAAAAUUCCAAAUCCAAUGGUGAAAAAAGAUCCGAACUUUCAUGAUGAUGAUUUGGGAGAAAUCAGUGGAUCAACUAGUAAAACUCAAUCUUCUGGGGAUACUGGAAAGGUUGUGACGGAUUUUGAUGAGGUUUAUGAGCACAAUGAGAAAGAGAAAAAAGUUGCUCCAAAAGUUGCACCAAAACCACCGGUCAAACCUGAAGCUGUGAAAAAAGAAUUGCCAAAAACGAUGGCAAAACCGGAGAAGUUCGAGGAAUUGAGUGAUAUUUCUAGUGUUGCAACAACAAUGAAACUAAAAGAUUUUGAUGAUACUUAUAAUGGAAAAAAUUUGGAUGUCACUUAUAAACCAAACGAGAAAGCGAUCCGAAAAUAA
Messenger RNA from Caenorhabditis angaria, 1265 nucleotides. The record is from the annotation of a GenBank genome assembly. Lineage: Eukaryota; Metazoa; Nematoda; Chromadorea; Rhabditida; Rhabditidae.